This is a messenger RNA of Spea bombifrons (plains spadefoot toad), 2512 nucleotides long. It is a transcript of the gene ACSL4, whose product is annotated as acyl-CoA synthetase long chain family member 4. The transcript is spliced from 16 exons. Gene Ontology annotation, cellular component: plasma membrane; endoplasmic reticulum; lipid droplet. Gene Ontology annotation, molecular function: arachidonate-CoA ligase activity. Lineage: Eukaryota; Metazoa; Chordata; Amphibia; Anura; Pelobatidae. The coding region runs from base 370 to 2505 and encodes 711 amino acids. Gene Ontology annotation, biological process: long-chain fatty acid metabolic process; neuron differentiation; long-chain fatty-acyl-CoA metabolic process. The record is from RefSeq and is a predicted model, not a curated record.
UCACCUACUUGUGGUGGUAUUGCUUUAAGAGAUUUCCCAAGCUGUGUUUUGAAGUAGGCGGAUCGACUUCCCGUAUAAGUAAGUCUGUUCUGUUCAGAAUGCGAUCACUCAGGGGCUGUUCAGACUUCAUCACACAAGUUGGUUUGCAUUACCUAGAGAAGACCACCUUCUAGUGCAGUACAAGUUCUAUUAACAAAUGAUAGUCUUAACGUUCACCCCGAACACCACAGCAAGCUCGUGUGUUUGCCGCUGCCUUGAUUAAACGCCGCAUUGCUUUUGCCCUGUUGCCUUACCGACCCAAAGAAUCUUGAGUAACGAGCAGGCACCGGCCCCCGCGUUUCCAUUCUCUCGCCCCGCUUUAACACCACCAUGAAGCUUAAUACAGAGGUGUACACCGUUGUCUUGCUGCCUGUCUACCUGUUAAUGUUUGUGUACAGUGCUCUCGCAUUCAUACCGUGGUAUUUUCUCACCAACGCAAAGAAGAAAAAAGCUAUGGCAAAAAGAAUAAAGGCAAAGCCGGCGUCGGACAUGCCUGGAAGCCCCUACCGGGCUCUUAGCCACUUCGACUCUCUGGCCACCAUAGACAUUCCAGGGGCUGACACUCUGGACAAGUUGUUUCAACAUGCGGUGGCGCGUUUCGCAAAGAAAGACUGUCUGGGCACACGGGAGCUGCUGAGCGAGGAGAACGAGAAGCAACCCAACGGGAAAGUCUUUAAGAAGCUAAUUCAAGGGGAUUACAAGUGGUUGAAUUAUGAAGAGGUCAAUACAAGAGUGACCAAUUUGGGGAGCGGACUGUCCGCGCUCGGCCUGAAACCAAAGAGCACUGUAGCCAUUUUCUGCGAGACAAGAGCGGAGUGGAUGAUCGCUGCGCAGGCGUGUUUUAAGUACAAUUUCCCUCUGGUCACAUUGUAUGCCACGCUGGGCGAGGAGGCAGUAACCUAUGGACUCAAUGAAUCUGGAGCCACUCAUCUCAUUACCAGUGUGGAGCUGCUAGAGACCAAGCUCAAGAAUGUCCUCACAAAUGUUUCAUUCAUUAAACACGUAAUUUAUGUGGAUCAGAAAAGCAUAAACAGAUCGGAAUAUCCCGAAGAACUACAUAUCCAUGAUAUGGAAUCCGUGGAAGAGCUGGGCUCCAGGCCUGAGAAUUUGAACAACCCUCCGAGCCGACCCGUUCCUUCAGACCUGGCGGUGGUGAUGUAUACCAGUGGCUCUACUGGCAGGCCCAAAGGAGUAAUGAUGAUCCACAGCAACCUAAUCGCUGGCAUGGCGGGGCAGUGCGAACGCAUACCAGGCCUUGGCCCCAAGGAUACCUAUAUUGGUUAUUUGCCUUUAGCGCAUGUUCUAGAGAUGACGGCAGAAAUAUCCUGUGUUACUUAUGGCUGUAGAAUUGGUUAUUCAUCUCCGCAGACGCUGUCUGACCAGUCUAGUAAAAUCAAGAAGGGAACCAAAGGUGAUUGUACGGUGUUGAAGCCUACGCUGAUGGCGGCUGUGCCGGAAAUAAUGGAUCGAAUUUACAAGAAUGUCAUGAGCAAAGUGCAAGAAAUGAAUGUUUUCCAAAGAACCCUGUUUAAGCUUGGGUAUGACUACAAGCUGGAACAAAUAAAGAAGGGAUAUGAUGCUCCUCUGUGUAAUAUGUUGCUUUUUAAGAAGGUAAAAGCCCUUUUGGGUGGGAAUGUGCGCAUGAUGCUCUGCGGAGGAGCUCCUCUGUCUCCGCAAACACAGAGGUUUAUGAACAUCUGCUUCUGCUGUCCUGUGGGCCAGGGCUAUGGAUUAACGGAAACGUGCGGGGCUGGUACCAUCACCGAAGUUUGUGAUUACAGCACUGGCAGAGUAGGGGCUCCUCUCACCUGCUGUGAAGUGAAACUUCGAGACUGGCAAGAAGGUGGAUAUACAAAUCAAGACAAACCACAUCCAAGGGGAGAGAUAAUCAUUGGAGGGCAUAAUGUUGCAAUGGGGUAUUUUAAGAAUGAGGAAAAGAGUUUGGAGGAUUUCUACGUGGAUGAGAAUGGACAGAGGUGGUUCUGUACAGGCGACAUCGGAGAAUUCCAUGCAGAUGGCUGCCUGCAGAUUAUCGAUCGCAAAAAGGAUUUAGUGAAGUUACAAGCUGGGGAAUAUGUCUCGCUGGGCAAGGUGGAGGCAGCGCUGAAAAACUGCCCGCUUAUUGACAACAUCUGUGCAUACGCGAACAGUUACCAGUCCUACGUGAUCAGCUUUGUAGUUCCUAAUCAGAAGAAGCUGACGGCUUUAGCGCAGCAGAAAGGGAUCGAAGGAGCAUGGGAGGAGAUCUGCAACAAUCCCACGAUGGAAGCAGAAGUAUUAAGGGAGAUUAAGGAGGUAGCCGGCUCAAUGAAACUAGAACGAUUUGAAAUUCCAAUCAAGGUACGCCUGAGCCCUGACCCAUGGACCCCUGAGACAGGCCUGGUGACAGAUGCAUUUAAACUGAAGAGGAAAGAGCUGAAGAACCACUAUUUGAACGACAUUGAGAGGAUGUAUGGAGGCAAAUAGAACAAAA